AUGGAACAGGAAGCAGCUUUAACGUCACUGGUGAAGAUUCGAGAUGUUAUUGAGUCUGGGGAACUCCACUCGUAGGUAGAUAGUUAUGAUGCCAAAGUAAAAACAGACUUCGAGGUUCUCUGCGAGGCCUUCAACGCGAACCUGGAUUUAGGAAGAAUCUUAUACGACGAGAAGGAGAAGGAUAACGCCGAUAAAUCAGGGAACGAGCAAGAUUCUAGAAAUGAGGACAGUGACUCUUCUGGGGUCGUCGAAGAGGAGCGGAGAGUGGCGAUGCCUCCGGCUAGAGUGGUCCUGGAGACGGAAAUCAAGUUCAACGAAGAAACAGCGAUUACCAUGACCAUUCUCGAGCAAAAGGAGGAGGAAGAAGAACGGAAAGGAGUUAUCACAGAUGAGACUUCAGUCGCCGAGCAGAUCCAACAUCGGAAGAAAAACCCUAGAAGAGUGCAUUUUGGGGGAGAAGUCGUGAAGCUCAGGACCCCGGACAGCGACGAAAACGAAACGCUGAUGAACGACAGGACUAGAACAAAAAUACCACUUCCCGUUGUUCCGACCACCAAGAUGCCUGUUCUUCGUGAAAGAUCCUCUUCCCAACCGUGUAGCCCUAAUCUUGCUGGAGAUAUACCUAAAUGGGUAUCCAGGUCGGUCAGCAACAGUCCCAGAAGAGAGCCUUAUAUUCACAACGCUGAUCUGAGUCCGAAAAAGGGCAUCCUAAGCAGGCCAAAUAGUCCUAUAUUUGUGGUUGAAGAGAUUAGGAAUCGAGCAGAAGUAAAACGGUCUCCUAAAAGAAAUCCCCUCGGUGAAAAGAAUGAGAAACAGGUCUGGAAAAUGAAAAUGGAGCUUGGACAGGAGAAUUUGGAUUGCCUCGGAGAAACUGCAACAAGUGGGCAGGAGGAAAAGGUGACGACACUGAAGAGCAGUAAAGGGGACGAAAAAAUGAGAACGGAUUGUUUUUUAGAGACAGAAGACGGUAGGGAUAAAGAGGAAGAAGAAAGAAGAAAAAAAGGCUAUCAGAGUGAUUUGGAGAGUGAAAGGGGCUCAGUAAAUGGAUACGAGUGUCUUAAGGUUCACGGAAAUGACUGUCACACUGGAAAUGUAAAGUCAGGGGAGGAAAACGUAGAAAGAAGUAACAAGAAGGGGACAACGACAAAGGAAGUGAAGGAAGGUGGAGCACAUUUUAUAAAUGUUGGAAAAAUGGACAGAAGUCAUAAGGAGAUAGAUAAAGAUUCCAAUUUGGGUAAAAGAGAUCGAAGUAGCAGAAAAUUGGAGGAAAGAACAAGAGGUGAAGACUUGCAGGACGAUUCCCAAAAAAUGAUUCUAUCGAAGGAAUCGAAGCAAGUAGUAACGGAAAGAAAAUUCGACGAGAAGAGGAAAUCGCGGAAACAUUCUGCAAAGACGGCGCAGAAAGUAAAUGAAGUCGAAGAAGCAAACAGUUUCCAUUUAGAGAAACAAGAAAAUAAUGUCAUUGGUGAACAAGAGGCAAGAAAGGAAGAGGAUUCGCGGAAGAACACUCUGGAAGUAAUCGAGUUAGAAGACUUGUCAAAGGAUGCCGAAAAAGAAAAUAAAUCCGAGGUGAAGAAGGAAUCUCAAAGGCGUUGUUCCAAGGACAGCUUUGAGAGCUUUCCUCGGCAGGAACGCAACUACAUCCUCAUGGAGUUGUCCAGUCCCGAAAAGAAGUCCCAGAGAAGGAAAGAACAGAAGCUUCAUCCUAGCUCGAAUGGAGAAAGUUCUUUGAGGGAACAGGAACGGGUUUUCGGUACCCCUGUAAAACGCGUUUCAUUUGUCACCGAGGCUGAACAAUUUGGAGAAAUUGUAAACCAAUUUUCCGUCGAAGAAAAUCAGAAUCAAUAUGACAAAGUUACGAAUCAAGUCUUCACGCCAAGCAGUACCAAUCAGCUGGGGGAACUUGCCGAUAAUUUGACAAGGCAAGACAAACCCUUGGAAGAGAACAAUCAAUUGGCAACUCCCGAGACUUACUUUCCUUCAUCAAACAUGUACAAUGAAACAAAAUUAAUGGUUAAGAAGGGAGAAGAAGUCGAUGAGAAGGUGGAUUUCGGAAAGUUGACAUUGGAAGGAGAGGUUGUACCAGUUGGAGCUGAAGUGAAAUGUGGAAAAACUGCUUCUAUGAGUGAGAAACCCAUGAAAAUCGUUGAUGUGCCGGAAGAAAAGAUAAUUGUGGAAAACUCACGCGUACAUUCUGGAAAAGUCGUCAUUUCAUAUGCAGACGGAAGUCUUACGUGCAGCAGCAGCGAAAGCGAAGGGAAACUGCAGGAACCUAGCUGGGAAGAACUGGGACUCGUGGAUCAGGAAGUCCUGGACGAUUUGCAUGACAAAGAAGACUGGACGGCUAGAGUGAGAAGCUUGGAAAGAAUUUCGGCAGUCCUGAGAACAUCUUCGGCACUGAUAAUUGUCGAAUCCAGACUCGGAUCUUUAUUACAUGCCGUUCUUGGAGGUGAAAGAAGUUGUCGAGUCGCUGCAGCAGGUUUGGAAGUGGCAAAGAUUGUCUUAAACGGUGUUUCCGUGGAGGCUCUUAAGCGUUCGUUGCCAGAAAUUGCCGGCGGUCUGGCACGACAAGGUGGAACGAGUGCAGCGCAAUUAGCAAGGAUCGUAAUGCUUAAAUUACGCCCUGCUCUGCUUCUGGAACAAUGGCUACAACCACACUGCAUCGGGGCAAGAAACGCUAAGACCAGAGAGAAUGCCUUGCAACUAAUGAUCUUCUCGCUGAUCACAUUUCCGAGCUCGAAAUUCAAAAUCGAAAAUAUCACACCCAAAGUUGUAUCCAUGGUUGGCGAUAAACGUAGAAGAGUGCGACAGGCAGCUCUGGAUUUGCUGGCAGUUCUUGCACAAGUGGACGAUCCCGACAAGAUCUUAAAGACUGGAAAAUGGGCGGCGAAAGGACGACAAGUUGGCGAAGAAAUGGUCGCUGCAAUCAGAGCUCGACUGAGCAGGAAAUCCCUACCUUUGGUCUCUGCCGACGGACUGGUGGUCUAUGGAUUGCAAAUCUCGCCUGCUGUACAAACUGCGACUGGUCCCGAUGUGGACUGGAUCGUUGCCGGUAGUGGUUCGGUUUCGUCAUUAACAGGACGCACUAAGGGUAACAUAAUAGCGUCAAAAAAAUUUGAGAAGGAACAAUUAACAAGAAACAAUUUCAGGAACGUCGAUAAUCCGCUACGGAAGGCAGAUUUUCUUGCAGUUGGAAUUCGGUUAUAUCCAAAAUAUGAACAAUCAUUGGCUUGGCAAAAUUUACCACCACAGAUAGACAAACAUCGGAUGCACCACGACCUGUCUUCUGGGAAUUGGGUGUCGAAAAAAACACAAGCUGAUGAGAGAGGCAAUCUCCAGGACCAUGGGGCCCUUCGAAAGAAAAGUCAGGAAACCUUCCAAGAAAAGGGCUUCGCAAAUGGCUCGGUGCACCAGGAAGGUCUAAAUCCUAGAAUGGACUCCAGAAUUCCAGUCCCGUAUUCGCGAGAUCGUAACUUCAAGGAUACGACUUCUUUAGAAAACGACAGCACGCGCAGUAGCGUCGCUGAGGUUUCUGGAAGUCGCAGUAAAACUACUCCCAGUUUCGCUUCUAAAAUAGAAGUGCGAAAUGGCCAAGACAAUGCUUACAUUAAAUUACAUUUACCUGAGAACAAUGCAGGAUACGGAAGUAUUUAUCAGCGGAAGAGAAGACUAGCGGAGGAAACUAAUUUCCUGAAUUCUGGUUCUGACAAUACGAGGGCACAGACCAUUGAAUCAAGUCAUCCAAAAUUGCACAAUUCUUCGUAUCUAACACCUGGUCUCAUUGUCAGUGAAUUGCCGGGUGAUCCUACUGGCAGAAAGCAAGAUUCCGUCGACGUGGACACACAACAUUACCGAACAAUAAGCAAAUCCUCGAGAAACUCCAACGAAGGACUUGGAAGGUAUCACCCAAGCUUUGGGGAACAUCGCCAUGAAAUAAUGAAACACACAGUUCAGCACGUUUUUCCAGUUCGAGAUACAUAUGGAAUGAUAUAUCAACGUCAAAAGCGACUUGCAGAACAAGUUUCGUCGAAGAGGAACAUUGAAGAUCGUAACCGAAAUAUGGCGGCACAAAGAAAGGAAGGAUCCCAGGAAUUUUCGGAAAGGAGUCGAUCUAUGAUGAAAACUCAAACGGGCAGUUUCGAAACUCCUAACAGUCCGAGUAGACGAGUUUUACGAUCCGCCUCACCUGCUGGGAAUUUCAAUCGCGAAAGAUUCUUCAAACGUGCUUCCAAUUACUCCCAGACACCUUCGAUAUGCGACGAGUGA
This is a messenger RNA of Orussus abietinus, 4266 nucleotides long. RefSeq lists its product as uncharacterized. NCBI's taxonomy places the organism in Eukaryota, Metazoa, Arthropoda, Insecta, Hymenoptera, Orussidae. The transcript is spliced from 14 exons. The record is from RefSeq and is a predicted model, not a curated record.